Molecule: messenger RNA, 7348 nt
Organism: Synchiropus splendidus (mandarinfish)
Lineage: Eukaryota; Metazoa; Chordata; Actinopteri; Syngnathiformes; Callionymidae
Gene: eng
Product: endoglin
Exons: 14
Coding region: 273-1937 (554 amino acids)
Source: RefSeq, a predicted model, not a curated record
GGUGAACCCAACGCGCACCGCCCUGAAACAGACACACAAAGUUUGGAAAGUCCUGGCUGCAGUCACAUCCUCCAUCGUGGAUUAUUACAGAAACACUCUUCAAGGCCAAGACACCACCUCAAAAACCUUUCAACCUUUCUGAAGGCUGGAAUUGUCCGCUCUUCCGCUGCCUGACUCACAACAUCGCUGGAGUUUGGACAGGCUCACUCAAAUCACAGCGACAGACCAUCCGAGAGCAGAGACUUGGCCAUCAACUGAAACUAGUGGUAGACAUGGAGCGGUUGGCCCUUCUUCUGACCCUCGCCGCUGCAGUUUCUGCAUCAAGUCAAACAUGUAGCCCCACGGAUGUGACCUCCAAAUCUUGGCAGUACGUCAGGGAAAUGCACAUGGGCUGUUGGACCAGCUUUCUCACAGCCGACCGAGUGGAGGUCCACAUCCUUAAACUGAACUUCGUCGAUGUGGAUACGCAGAUGUUUUCCAUCAACAUGACGGGCUCCACACCAGUGAAUUUUGUUAUCUCUCAGAUGAACACCAGCUACUGUGCUGUGCACCUUAACAGUGAUAGCAAUAUCCAUAUUCACAGCAAAUCAGAAAUCCAGUUCUACAAUCACCAGCCGAGUAAAAUCCACAGGCACGACUUUCCCACAAGCGAUGAGGACCUGGUGAAGUGGGCGACUCAGAAGUUUGGAGGUGUUACUUCAUUCACCACCAUCAGGAACCUGGCUGAGAUCCACUACAUAGGGACAGAAGGAACAACGCCUGGCUCUCAGGACUGUGAGCUGAAAAAUGAAGACUCUUUACAGAAGUACUUCUUUGAGAUCAAAACCGCCUCUCCGUUCAAGUCCUGCUCUCCGCGGCAACUGAGGCCUGCAGCAACUGAGCUUCACAUCAUCAACAUCCCGGAGGACUCCAGCCUCUGCAACGUGUCACUUCACGUUGGCAUGGAGAAGACCAAUAUCUUCCUAAGAGGACCUCAGGGAACAACGUGGACCAUCCUCAACCCACGGCAGACAGUGUUGUCUAACAAUGAGAUGUUGGUCCCCACCAUCCUAAGUAGCAUCGCGCCUGUAAUCACGAUGAACAGCAGCGCUGCCGAGGACGUACAAAAGAAAGCGUUAGAUGCUUUUAAAGUCAGCACCUUCACCAGCUACACGGAAAUCAGCCCCAAGGCAUCGACCGUUGCUCUGGUUCUCCGACAAAGAGAAAAAAGCCCAGCAGGAGUCACAGAGAAAGUGCCAGAACAAGCGAGCCCAGAAACAACCGAUACUCAUCAGAUGCCUCUGCUGAUGCAGCUCUACGCCUCGCCUGAUUACCGCUACCCUAUAGAGCCAAACACGAAGGUGCAGAGCGACAAAAGAGUCUAUGCAGAGAUUUCGGGACACACCUUUGGCAGUAUAGCUCUCACCAUCCAGGUGAGCAGCUGCUCCGUGCGCUCCAAAGACUCCUGCUCCGUGGACAAAGCGCUGCACUUCAUCACAGAGGCCUGCUCCCAACACUUGUGUCCCAACAGCACCCGGCUCAGCUUCUCCCUCGAUCAACUGCAGGAUCUCACGUCCACCUCGUGGGAGCUGGAGUGUUUGGUGAAGCUUUGCUACAGUGCGAAAUGUGGAGAGGGAGGAAGAGUGAAGAGGAAUCUGGAGGUCACGCAGCCGUGUCUACAACCUCCAACGACGGCGUGUUUUAAUUUUGGGCCGCCCGAGGUUCUGGGCAUCGCCUUUGGAGGGUUCCUGAUUGGUGUAGUACUUAUUGGAGCCCUGUGGUUUAUCAAAAUUAAGACAGGGUACCCCACUGGACUGGACAUGCACUCGACUGCUGGCUGUCCUUGCUCAGGAGCCAAACGACAACCUGUCUCCACUAACCCGCCUCCCUCCGAGAAUAGCAGCGCCAAUGCGAGCAUCGGAAGCACCAAGAGCACGCCGACCAGCAGCAUGGCGUGAAGACUGAAGAUCAUCUCCCCUCAAAUUCACCAGUGCGGUUUCAACUCCUUUUCUUUGGUAAUGUGCUAGAAAGGGCAUUACAGCCCCCACGCUCCCAUGUAAAUUCAAAUGAACUAAGCCAGACCCUCAUCUGCGACAUGCCAGCCUGGAACAGACACCUUCUGGGAGUUUGUAUUGACAAGGGGCCAGCAGGAGGGCGGGGGUGACGGCUAACAGAAGUCUGAUCAAUGGCCUCUGACGCUCACCCCUGUGGCCUCUGUGUAACGUCAAGCCCCCGUACAGGAAGUUAAAGAGGGCAAGCGUCAAGAAAAAAAAGAAAACCUAAUUUGGCUCAGAGCAACAGGAAAAACAAACCAUAUCCCCGAAGAGUGCGCAGGAAAUUCACCGCAUUCCUCUGAAUGAAUUGAGCUUGUGUGAUCACGGCACAAUAAUGGUCAGACAGGAGACAUGCGGCACAGAAGAAUGACUUUGACCAACAAAAAAAAAACAUGAAAAGCUGGUCGGAUGUUUGUCCUGGUCAGACCCGAAACAGUCAUCAAUAACGUCUAAAGAGUGGAAUUCUCUGAACAAGCGUGAAAUCCAAGGUAAUGGUGCUUUGAUAUAAAUUGUAGAACAAAGUUUCAUCUGAUACUGUAUAGUUUUGGUACCACUCAAAAUGUGUUCUCCUUUCAAAAGGGGGUUAAAAAGGGGACCAGACCAGACAGUGACUAACAUAUAGUUCCUGCCUUUUUAGUGCACCAACAUCUUAAAGAGAUGGCUGAACAAAAUUCAUGUCUACAGAACAUGCCUUCAUCACACGCCUCCAACAUGGCACUUCUUGAACAGGAAACAUGGGGCGGGUGAUGUUUUUUAUUUUCCAUUCGUCACAUUAGCAACCAAUCUGUGGAGGGUGUCCAAGACCAAUGCCAACUAGUAGCUUAGUGCCGGUUAAAAAAAGUCUAUUCAUUCCAAACUGGGUGGCAUUCAGAAUUCUGGCCUCCAAAAGUUUUUCACAAAAUCCUUCCUGUGCUUGGAGACUCCAAGUUCAUGUGGUUCCUUGAAUUCUGCCAAUCUUACCUUGUACUUUAAUGGAGGAUAUUCACAUAUUCACUUUUGAGCUCAUUUCUCUUGAGUCACACUCAUGUUUGCCAUUAAUAUUUGACGUUCAAGUCCAUUUCAAAGUCACUUCAAAAGAAUAACAAAAGUAAAUAUCACAUUUAUCGACCCAAGAUCAAGGUUUCAAGCGUCACCGACAUGAUGCCCACGUCUGUAUGAUAUCUGAUAACAAGAUGGUUUCCUUCUUCCUUGUCUAUCUUCAGAAGCCGGUGCCUCGUAUUAAAAUGUCUCCCGCUGCCCGAGAUGUUGUGUCUCACUCCUGCAGAUCCGGGCCAAUCUCUAUUGAGCGAAAGAUGCUUUGAUGUGCCCCGUCCGUUAACUAACAUGUUGAUGCUGACAUGAAUUUCUUCGUCAAGUUCACCAACGUUUGUAAACAAACUGGUCUCUUUUCAGCUCUCUAUGCUAUAGGUCAAAUUUUAAAAGAGAUCACGACUUCUGGAGGAACAACCAUCCAUGCCUGUCUGAACUCAAUUCAAUUUGAAAGCAGUCAUAUAGAAACGGGAUCAUUUAUCACAACCCACUGUGUCCUGAUGUCAAAAUCAGCUUGCGUAGACUUCUUUACUGCGCUCUGAGAAUUUAUGAAAACAUAUGCGUGUUCCUGUCUUCUCUUCUGAAUUACAGACCAGUGCAGCUCCAUGUGAAACCAAAGAUUUGUAAACAAAUACUGUGUUGAACAAAGGUGCCAGCUUUUUAAUUCUGGCUGCACUGUUUCACAAAGCUUCAUCGUCCCAUCACUCCUAAACUGUUGUUUUACCCAUUAAAGUUGAACAAAUAGAAGGAUGAUGUCAGAAGCUGUCAGGAUACAGUUUUUUUUUCUUGUGUCUUUUUUUUUCUUCAUGAAACUUCAUGAAUCAGCUUUAUUUUCCGGACUCAGUAGGUGGCGCUAUCAGGCUUCAUGAAGCCUCACUGCUGAAACAACAAAAAUCGAUAAUCACUAACAGCUUCUAAAAUAUAGUUCAAGUACUUGCUAAAAUUUUUUUUUACUGCAAUUGGGUAAUGAAGCUUCAUGAAGCCUCACUACUGAAGAGACAAAAACAGAAAUUGCUUGUUUUUAAAUCAUCACUAAAGGCCUUUAAAAUGUAAGUAUCUGCUAAAAUGAUUUUUACUGGAAUGGGGUGAUGAAGCUUCUUGAAGAUACAAAAAUGAAAUACAAAAAGAAAAUAAAAAUGGGGAGUGUUGCUGAGCGGUUGAGCCGUGAACCAAAUAUUUCAUUGUACAGAUGUUUGUAUCCAAUGUCACUUUUAUUUUUUAAGAAAUCUGUGUAGCCCGACUGCUUACCCAAAAUGUGAUCCUUAAAGCGUCACUGUCAUAUUCAUCUACUUAUUGAUGCACAUAUCUACACACUCCCACUAGCUCAGCUGCUUCCUGGUGUGGGUCGAGUGGUGGAAAUAAGUUAUUCUGCUUCAAUUUAACCUAUUCUCGAGAUUGGUUCCACUCAGUGGACGCUCAAUUGUUGUUGCUCGUGUUUGGAAAAAAAAAGGGGCCAGUACAAAUCAAGUGUUUGUGCAAUAUAAUAUUUGUCGUGUCUAUAUGUAUGUAAAAUUGUAUCAUGAGUCAUUAUUUUCUUGUUGAACUCUCCACAUCGCUUAGUUAUUGGGACAGGAUUUUAUGUCGUUGGCGGCGAGGUUCGUGUCGCGUUUGUGCAGCUGUAAUCAUUUUGUGCUUCAUUUAUCACGUACUUAAUUUAAAGAAGGUUCUGGCAUUUAAAAGGUCCAAGUCAUAUUUUAGGAAAACAAAGAGUGAACAGAUGUUCUGCAGAAGCAAGCUAUGGCGGAUUUGUGGGUUGUGGUUUGCAGCAGUUUAGAGAGUCCGAAGCAGGAGACGCCACCCGGCAGCUGAAAGUGGAUAAUUGAACAGCGUCUUGAGUCUUGAAAAUGAAAUAACUGAGAUGAAACCUGAAAAAGCAAAAUCAAAGAGAGCAGUUACGACUGCUCGCUGCUUGACAGCCCAGCGUGCGUGCUGCAUUUCUACAUGCCAAGGCUUGAUAGCUCCGAUAGCGGGUGGUAAAUAUACUGAUUGGAACAGAACAAAAAAUGGAAUUUAUGGCCGCAAUUGAAAGAGUCAGAUCAGUGCGUGCUGUGUUGAUGAAUGAUGUUUAGCAUAAGCAAAACGGUUUGAGUAAAUCGGUUAUUGAUGUUUUACCUUUGUGGUUAUGAUCUCAAUCUGAGGUUCAGUGCAAAAGCCAAAACAAAAUAAAUGAGUUGACCUACAUUAAAACAAAGUACAGUUCUCAAAUAUAGUGUUACCAAAAAUGCCUAAAAUCACCUGUGGGCGAAAUGACUGCAAGCGUUUCUUGGACUCAUCGAAGAGGAUGUGGAAACGUUUCAUGAGCUGGAGUCAUACGUCUAUGAAGUUGGAAGGCCAGAUCUUAUACCCACCGCCCAAAAUCAGGCCUGGAGGCCAUUUAUAGCCAGUUUGCUGAACCAGAGACCUUUAAUGCCUCACUUUAUUGUCUGUUUUUUGAUAUUAUAAAAAUAAAUACCUUUUAAAAGUCCACAUCAUGUUAUUUCCCAUUAAAUAUUUGGCUCUCUACUAGCAACAGUUGGCCCAUUGGUAUCUUCUGAAGUCUGCUCUAUUUUGAAGGUAGAACACCCUGCUCUAAAGGGUUGCAGCGUGCUGUAAAAUAUCCCCGCAACAUUUCCAAAUAUGAAUGUUCAUCCACUUAUUUCCCAAAUUCACCUCAUGUAUAUGACCCAUCCAAAUGAAGGCGUAUAAAUCAUGGCCUUAAAUAAAAGAAACACAUGGGCUGACUCUGGAUCGCAUCUGUAUUUUUUAGUCAUUUUUAGGACAUUCAGUCAAACCUGAACUGAAGGAAGGAGGGAUGCAUUUACUCCCGAUUUUGUAUUGGGUCUGCCCAGUGGUUUCCUCCCACAAACCACCAAACAUUCUCUCUUUCUCCAUGUGAAACCUGUAGCUCUGCUCUGCGUCUCAGGUAGAUGCCACGGCUCUUUUUUUUUUUCCUCAGUCCACAAGGUGGGACGGCUUUUCCCUCUGGCUCAGCUCUUUUAUUGGUCCCUGUACACAGAGCAAGCACAAGCAAACACUUGCUCUCUUGCUUUACGCUGCGGCGCUCAGAGGUGCUGAUCCUCAUCCCUUCAGCUUGACUCUGAGGUCCAGUCGUCACACAGUACAGCCGCUGUCACUUCACAUCAGCGAUUCAGUUUGUUGGUUUUUACCGCUGGUUGACCUUUUAUUCGCCUCCUGAUAUUUCCCCUGCAGUCCAAAAACAAGACUGUUGAGAGUGAAACCCCGACACCGUGUUGUGUUCGCUGUCUUCACCGUGUGGAGAGGUGAAGGAGGGAGUGCGGGGGGCAGUCGCCCUGAGAGACACACUGUCUUCUCUGCAGACGUCUAGCUCAAAGUCUAUAUAAAUAAAGUGGCCGCUAUAGGACAGUAACUGCCCUGUAUUUUUUUAAACAUAAGUGGCAGCUGCAGUCCACAUCUAUUUUUGUGAAAAACGUCAAGAGAGCGCAAGCCUUGUAAGUGUCAGUUUUAUCUGCGAUAAAUCCUCAGGCCUGUCAGUAAAUUCACCUGUCAGCAGCACACCCCCAACACCCCACCAACCCCCCGGCAUCAGGGGAGGGUAAUUACCUGCUGCACCUUUGGAAACUGAAACUGUUGUGAAGCUCAAUUGUGCUCAAGUAACGUGGCAGAAGAGAGGAUCUAUGUCAAAGGAAUCACAGUCGCAAGUUGGUAAUGAAAGCUAAAACGCAGUACAAAGUUAUUUGCCAGGACUUGUUUGAAUAAGUGGUUAAUAGUCUCAAUUGUUUUGCUGCCCCAUUUCUUUUCUUGUAAUUUUCCAUUUUUUUACAUUCUGGAUUUUUUUUACCUCCAUUUUGAACUUCUUUUGUAAUGAAAUUGAUGAUUCGAUAAAGGACCAGAUUUUCAUGAUCAACUAGGAAAAUCAAAUGAAGGGCAUCUCAUCUAAAUAACUCCUAAAAUAUGAAGAUUGGUUGCAAAUUAUUUUCACGAAGUGAAAUAUUUUAGAGCAAAUAUUUUAAAAUUAUUUCUGAAGUAACAUUCAAACAAAAACAGUUGCACAGUGCGUAACAAAAAUAAUGCUGUAAUUACAAUUCUGAGCAUGUAUCAGUGAAUGUUUUGGCUUUUGUAUGGUUUCAUUUUAAAUGACCUCAAAGCUGAACCCUCAAAAAUAUCUCUUCUUAAAACCUUCUGUUUUGAGUGCACUUAUCACAACUUCAAAUUCAAUGGUGUUGCCAACAGCUUUUUCGUUCUUAUCAAUUACCAUUGUAAAUGGUUCUUCUUGUAUCCAACGUUGUUUUUGUACAAAUGUAUUUUCUGACUGAAAUAUUCAUAAU